Messenger RNA from Pipistrellus kuhlii (Kuhl's pipistrelle), 5105 nucleotides. RefSeq names its product BCAS3 microtubule associated cell migration factor (gene BCAS3). Gene Ontology annotation, cellular component: cytoplasm. Gene Ontology annotation, molecular function: protein binding. The transcript has 25 exons. Gene Ontology annotation, biological process: autophagy; response to starvation. Bases 152 to 2665 code for a protein of 837 amino acids. The record is from RefSeq and is a predicted model, not a curated record. NCBI's taxonomy places the organism in Eukaryota, Metazoa, Chordata, Mammalia, Chiroptera, Vespertilionidae.
GGACAGUUCGCUCCUGGGAUUGGCCAGAAAGGUAGUUCCGUUGAGGCGUGGUAGGAAGUGGUAGCCGUCAAUCACGAGGGGACUCCAAACAGUGAGGCUUGAGCUGGAGAACAGCGUUUACCGGCGGGCGGCCGGUUUUGUGAAUGAAGCUAUGGCUACGGAUUCCCCGAGAAGACCCAGUCGUUGUACUGGUGGAGUUGUGGUUCGCCCUCAGGCUGCCACGGAGCAGUCCUACAUGGAAAGUGUUGUGACUUUUCUACAGGAUGUUGUGCCACAGGCUUACAGUGGAACACCUCUAACAGAAGAAAAGGAGAAAAUAGUCUGGGUCAGAUUUGAAAAUGCAGAUUUAAAUGAUACAUCAAGAAAUCUGGAAUUUCAUGAAAUACACAGUACUGGGAAUGAGCCGCCUUUGCUGAUUAUGAUUGGCUACAGUGAUGGAAUACAGGUCUGGAGCAUCCCUAUCAGUGGGGAAGCACAGGAGCUCUUCUCUGUUCGCAAUGGCCCAAUUCGGGCGGCCAGGAUCUUGCCUGCUCCACAGUUUGGUACUCAAAAGUGUGACAGCUUUGCAGAGAAAAGGCCCCUUCUUGGUGUUUGUAAGAGCAAUGGAUCUUCUGGCACUAGCCCACCUUAUUGUUGUGUGGAUUUGUAUUCACUUCGUACUGGGGAAAUGGUCAAGUCCAUUCAGUUUAAAACUCCUAUCUAUGAUCUUCAUUGCAAUAAGCGGAUCCUUGUUGUAGUCUUGCAGGAGAAAAUUGCUGCCUUUGAUAGCUGUACUUUCACAAAAAAGUUUUUUGUAACAAGCUGCUAUCCUUGUCCAGGGCCUAACAUGAAUCCUAUUGCUCUUGGGAGCCGCUGGCUGGCUUAUGCAGAAAACAAGUUGAUUCGAUGUCAUCAGUCCCGUGGUGGAGCCUGUGGGGACAACAUUCAGUCUUAUACUGCCACGGUCAUUAGUGCUGCUAAAACUUUGAAAACCGGCCUGACGAUGGUUGGGAAAGUGGUGACUCAGCUGACAGGCACGCUGCCUUCAGGUGUGACGGAGGAUGAUGUUGCCAUGCACAGUAAUUCGAGGCGGAGUCCUUUGGUCCCAGGCAUCAUCACCGUAAUAGACACAGAAACAGUUGGAGAAGGCCAGGUGCUUCUGAGCGAGGAUUCUGACAGUGAUGGUAUUGUGGCCCACUUCCCGGCUCAUGAAAAACCAGUGUGCUGUAUGGCUUUUAACAUAAGUGGAAUGCUUCUAGUCACAACAGACACCCUUGGCCAUGACUUCCAUGUCUUCCAAAUUCUGACUCAUCCUUGGUCCUCAUCACAAAGUGCUGUCCAUCAUCUAUACACUCUUCACAGGGGAGAAACUGAAGCCAAAGUACAAGACAUCUGCUUCAGCCAUGAUUGUCGUUGGGUUGUGGUCAGUACUCUUCGGGGGACGUCCCAUGUUUUUCCAAUCAACCCUUAUGGUGGCCAGCCUUGUGUUCGAACACACAUGUCGCCACGAGUCGUGAAUCGUAUGAGCCGUUUCCAGAAAAGUGCUGGGCUGGAAGAGAUUGAACAAGAACUGACUUCUAAGCAAGGAGGUCGCUGUAGCCCUGUUCCAGGUCUCUCAAGCAGCCCUUCCGGAUCACCUCUGCAUGGGAAACUAAACAGCCAAGACUCCUACAAUAAUUUUGCCAACAACAACCCUGGCAACCCUCGGCUCUCUCCUCUCCCCAGCUUGAUGGUCUUGACGCCUCUUGCACAAAUCAAACAGCCAAUGACGUUGGGGACCAUCACCAAACGAACAGGGCCUUAUCUGUUUGGAGCGGGGUGUUUUUCCAUAAAAGCUCCAUGCAAAGUUAAACCACCUCCACAGAUUUCACCCAGCAAGUCGGUGGGCGGAGAAUUUUGCGUGGCUGCAGUGUUUGGGACGUCCAGGUCGUGGUUUGCAAAUAACGCUGGUCUGAAAAGAGAAAAAGAUCAGUCCAAACAAGUUGUAGUUGAAUCUCUCUACAUCAUCAGCUGCUACGGGACCUUAGUGGAGCACAUGAUGGAGCCACGGCCACUCAGCACUGCCCCCAAGAUUAGCGAUGACACCCCGCUGGAGAUGAUGACAUCACCUCGAGCCAGCUGGACUUUAGUUAGAACUCCUCAAUGGAAUGAAUUGCAGCCGCCAUUUAAUGCAAACCACCCUCUGCUCCUGGCUGCAGAUGCUGUACAGUAUUAUCAGUUCCUGCUUGCUGGCCUGGUUCCCCCUGGAAGUCCUGGGCCCAUUACUCGGCACGGGUCCUAUGACAGUUUAGGUUCUGACCACAGUGGACAGGAAGAUGAAGAAUGGCUUUCUCAGGUAGAGAUUGUGACACACACUGGACCCCACCGGCGUCUGUGGAUGGGCCCACAGUUCCAGUUCAAAACCAUCCACCCCUCAGGGCAGACCACAGUCAUAUCGUCCAGCUCGUCAGUGUUGCAGCCUCAUGGCUCAAGUGAUACUCCACAGCCCCUUUUGGAUUUUGAUACGGAUGAUCUUGAUCUCAACAGUCUCAGGAUUCAGCCAGUCCGCUCUGAUCCAGUCAGCAUGCCAGGGUCAUCCCGUCCAGUCUCAGAUCGAAGAGGAAUUUCCACCGUGAUUGAUGCUGCCUCAGGAUUACUUUCACUCCAGACAGUCAUAGCUUAUUUUUGGAAGACGCCAAAGCAAUGAUCUGUGUGUGCUUUCUCUAACUGAGCUAAAGAAACCCCAUAGGAAGUGCUUCCCCAGAUAUGGCCCAUGUGUUCGAGUCAGCUGCAUGCUGUGAAUAUGCUUAUUUGGAGCUUUGUUUGGCUUUGCUUAGAGACAUGAGCAGCGUGGCGGCACCUCUGAUGAUGCGUCCGGCUUUGUAUUACCUGCAAGCAAUUUGGACGGCGAAUGUACUGUCCUUUCCAUUGUUCCUGUGGCACGUUUCUUAGCUCUCCCUCUGUCUAAACUGGUGGUGAUACAGUUAUUUUUCAUACAAUCACUUUUCAGAGGCUUAGAAUUUAAAAUUUCAUUGUGAUGCGAUUAAGUCUUUUGUUAAUGUAACAGUUUUUGAAGUGAAAAUUUGUUAUUUGAACCUUGGCUCUGCGGGUUAUGUUUUAGAUAUCUAUGUAUGAUGUAUUACGCUGGUCACGCUAUUCUGUUGAAACUAAAAGGGAUCAUCAGAGUUGUGGCACUUUUGCUAAGAAAUAUUUCCCCCAACAAAUUUCUUGAUUAUCUAGUGUGUCUAUGCUUCACUACUUCCCAUGGAGCACAUUACUAAAACAUAAGGUUUUAUGUUAACUUAGGUGGCUGAGGCACAGUGUCAACUCUAGCUUUUAGAUACCUCUGAACCAGCUGCUCGUUGUCUCUACCUAAAUAUGUCCGAUUUAGGCUCAGCAGUUUAUAACUGAGGAGUGUUAUUCCACAACGUGCUUCAUCUGAUCUUGAUGAUUAAGAAGACACUGUCCUACCCGAGAUUUUGCACUUAGAUGAAUGUGAGGUGCUCCCUUCUUAACUACGGAGAAGGACUUGAUAGGAUCUUAUCCUUACACACACGCUACCCAGAACAAACAGAAUUUGAAGGAACUGCUCCAGUUUCCAGUGUCCAACUAGCUAAUAUCACUGUCUCUGAGUUGUAGACAGUAUUUCUAGACAAAGUACCUCCUGGAUUACUUACCAUUUUAUUUCUUUGUAUAUUCCUAUUGGUUAGGCACCAUUAUUGGAGAGUUUCUUCCAUUAUUGGUCCUUUAAAAUACGUGUCCUACAUGGGUGUAGGGCCCCUUACCCGAAAAUGGAGAUAGUUCUCAGUGUCCUAUGGAAACUUUGUUCCCACGUUGGUGACAGAUGCUCUUGUUCUGAGCCUUGUAGGCUGUCCCCGUUGGAUAACUUCAUAAUAACUCUAGAUGCUUUUGAGUCAUCCACACAGAGAACCUAGAAAGAACUAGUUUAUCUGAAGUCUGCUUGUCCUGAUUUGUAGUUUUGCUAUGGAAGUUUGUGUUUACCAAGAAAGAAAUCAAAGCAAAUGAGAUUAAAAAAAAAAAAAAAAAAAGACUCAUUCCUGGCUCAUAUGAAAAGCAGACAUCUUUGUCAAAUUCUACUGAAGUAAGCAUUCCCUGGAGAAAAGUGUGGCUAGAAGUGGUGGGAGCAGCAUGUAAGUGUAGUCCUGAGGAAGGUGACAACAGGAAAGGAACAAUGUGACGGAUAGCAAUGACUUCUUUCCCUUUAGCGCAGACUUGGUCACAUAAGGUGUCUCAUGCCACAUCCAGCGUUUCAAUACAUAGGGACAGAGGUGCUGACUUGGUAUUUCUUCCUGCUCUUGACUCAAGAGAAAUGCUAUCUUCAUUUUGCAACUGAAGGAAUCUUAGUAACUUCUUCAAAGUUAAUUCAGGAGACAGUUUUCCAGCACGCAGUUUUGCCCAGUAUCAAAAUAAUUUGUUUGUUGAAGAAAAUGAUAGACUUAAAAUCCAAAUUGGUUUCAUUUGAUUGAUUUCAUAAUAGUUCUUUCCCCCUGCUUUGUGUUUUUGGCAUUCAGUGCCUCAGACCUUGAAUAAAACAAAUAAUACUUAUUAGAGAAGUCUAUAGGGCAGGCAACACGGAGGAUAUUCAGGACUGAAAUCCCUGCUGGAAGGAUGUUCUCACAAGAGGUAUGCUUCCAUCAUACAGACUUUACUGACUUUACUGAUGGGCAGGGGAAUAUUUCUAAUAAUUUAUAUUGCAUUGUAUCCACAGUCGCCAUUCCAACCUGAGGCAGACAAACUUAGCUACUUUAUCUCAGAGACACAAGAUGCUGGUGGUAAGGAGCAAAGAGAUUUUUAAGAAACACCAUUCCUCCAGUCAGCCUGGGUGAGGCCACUGAGCGCAGUGACUCUCAAACUGGAGCUGAGUGACAAAAGCCAUGACAUUAUACUCAUGGCCUUGAGCUGUGUCUGAAACCGUCAACAAGUUAUGUUUCAGUACCAGCCAUGCUUCUGUAUCUGCAAAAAGAAUUUAAGGUUUCCUGUGAAAAAAUUUGUUUCAAACCCCUUUACUUUUGGCAGGAUGUGUUCAAAUUAUUGCCUAAAAUAAUUUCCAGAUAGAAAAGACAUUACGUUUUGUAGAAAUUCUGGAAUAUUUCUUUGGGUAAAUGAUUUGGUAUUCAUUUAAUCGA